AUGGAUAGUUCAGAGAAGGUUGUUGCUGUGAUUAUGGUGGGUGGACCCACAAAAGGGACUAGAUUUCGACCUCUUUCUUUCAAUACUCCAAAACCCCUUUUCCCUUUGGCUGGACAACCUAUGGUUCAUCAUCCUAUUUCUGCUUGUAAAAGGAUACCCAAUUUAGCUCAAAUAUAUCUUAUUGGAUUCCAUGAGGAGCGAGAAUUCGCUCUAUACGUCUCUUCUAUUUCAAACGAGCUGAAAUUGCCAGUAAGAUAUUUGAAGGAGGAUAAACCACAUGGCUCAGCAGGUGGCCUUUACUACUUCAGAGAUAUAAUCAUGGAAGACAGUCCAUCACAUAUCUUUCUGCUAAAUUGUGAUGUUUGCUGCAGUUUUCCACUACCGUCCAUGCUUGAUGCUCAUAUAAAGUAUGGUGGGAUGGGGACAAUGUUAGUAAUCAAGGUUUCAGCUGAAUCUGCUAACCAGUUCGGCGAAUUGGUUGCUGAUCCAGACACUCAUGAAUUGCUGCAUUAUACUGAGAAACCCGAGACAUUUGUUAGUGAUUUGAUAAAUUGUGGUGUAUACAUUUUCACACCUGAUAUUUUUAAUGCCAUCGAGGAUGUAUCUACAAACCGAGAAGGAAGAGCUAAUCUACGACGUCUUUCCAGUUUUGAAGCUCUCCAAUCUGCGACCAGGAUUCUUCCUAAAGAUUUCGUAAGACUGGAUCAAGAUAUACUUUCACCUUUAGCUGGAAAGAAGAAGUUGUAUACAUAUGAGACAAAUGAUUUCUGGGAGCAAAUUAAAACUCCAGGCCUGUCUUUGAAAUGCUCGGAGUUGUAUCUUGCUCAAUUUCGAUAUACUUCCUCGCAUCUUUUGGCCAGCGGAGAUGGUGAAAAGAAUGCUAAAAUUGUUGGUGAUGUAUAUAUUCAUCCGUCUGCGAAAGUUCAUCCAUCUGCAAAGAUUGGUCCGAAUGUUUCUAUCUCAGCAAAUGUUCGUGUUGGUGCUGGCGUCAGGUUAAUCGGUUGUAUAAUAUUGGACGAUGUUGAAAUUAAGGAAAAUGCUGUAGUUAUAAAUUCCAUUGUCGGAUGGAAGUCUUCGCUUGGAAGAUGGUCACGUGUACAGGCAUGUUCGGCUGAUGGUGAUUACAAUGCAAAGCUUGGCAUAACCAUCCUCGGUGAAGCUGUGACAGUUGAAGAUGAAGUAGUGGUGAUCAACAGCAUUGUUCUUCCUCACAAGAUUCUUAAUGUCAGUGUACAAGAUGAAAUCAUCUUAUAA
This is a messenger RNA of Vicia faba (fava bean), 1254 nucleotides long. The record is from the annotation of a GenBank genome assembly. Lineage: Eukaryota; Viridiplantae; Streptophyta; Magnoliopsida; Fabales; Fabaceae.